ACUAAGCGUCGUUCACGUUCUCUUUUUCAUCCCAAGUGAAGACUACUUUGAAAUAAACAGGGCACGAUGAGCUCGUCUAAUACUACUAUUGCUUCGUUGGAAGCAGCGAUUGCACAAACACACACAGACAUGGAUACCUUGUGGGUGUUGGUAUGUACCAUGAUGGUCUUCCUUAUGCAGACUGGUUUUUCUUUUUUGGAAGCCGGGUCUGUUAGAAGCACCUCUGUGGUUAAUAUUUUAACAAAGAAUUUAUUAGGAACUUGUAUGGUCACUAUUGCUUGGUGGAUUCUAGGAUAUGGUUUGGCUUUUGGUGACGAUACCACAUCAGGAACAAGAAACGGUUUUAUAGGCAAUGCUGAUUUCGUUACUGCUUGGAGUUCAUAUAAAUCAUGGCAUAUUUGGGUCUUUGAAUGGGCCUUCGUUGCUGAUACUACAACAAUUUUAUCAGGUGCUAUUUCUGAAAGAACCACUACUCAUGGUUAUUUGAUUUAUGCUGCCAUCUUUGCUGGUUGGAUUUAUCCAGUUGUUGCUCACUGGUUCUGGUCUACUUCUGGUUGGUUGUCUCCAUUAAAGAAGGAUAUUGAAGGACCUGGAUCAUUGGGAGUUAUUGAUUUUGCUGGUUGUGCUGUUGUUCACCUUUUGGGAGGUGUUGCCUCUCUCUGUGGUGCUGUUAUUAUGGGUCCAAGAAAGGGAAGAUGGGUUAAGAAGAAUGAAAAUUACUUCAAGCCUCACAAUAUUCCUUUCCAAUUCUUGGGUACCUUGUUAUUGUUCUUGGGUUGGUUUGGUUUCAAUCCAGGUUCUACUACUGCCAUUUCUAAUGGAAUGUCUAUUGUUGCUGCUAAGGCUACAGUAAAUACUGUUUUAGCUGCUGCAUCUGCUGGUCUUACUGGUGCUUUCAUUAGAUUGUGUAUUCCAAAAUUCCUAGUAUGGGAUGCUGGUAAUCUUCAAAAUUGUGUUUUGGCUGGUCUCGUUGCUGUUACAGCUGGUUGUGCUACUGUUGAACCUUGGGGAGCUGUUUGUAUUGGUAUUAUUGCUGCUCCUAUUUAUAUUGGACUUUCAUUCCUUUUGAGAAAAUUAAAGAUUGAUGAUCCUUUGGAUGCUGUUCCAGUCCAUGGUGGUUGUGGUUUGUGGGGUUUAAUUGCUGCUGGUAUCUUCUCAUCACCACGUGGUGUUUCUGCUGCUUAUAAUGUUGUUUCAACUGGUUCAUUGUUCUGGGGUAACGGUGAACAAUUUGGUAUGCAAUUCUUGGGUGCUGUUGUUGUUAUUGCUUGGGGUGCUGCUUGGUGUAUUCCAUUGUUCAUUAUUAUGAGAUUCAUUCCAAGAGGUUUUGGUUUCAGAAUUUCUGAAAAACAAGAAAAGGCUGGAAUAGAUGUUGCUUUGCAUGAUGUUGAUGGUACAAAUAUUGGAUCGCUUACUCUUUCACCAUUUUCAAUAUCAAAUGCAAAAAUAGAUAAAUCAACAACAUAA
Molecule: messenger RNA, 1467 nt
Organism: Naegleria gruberi
Lineage: Eukaryota; Heterolobosea; Eutetramitea; Acrasida; Naegleriidae
Product: ammonium transporter
Exons: 7
Coding region: 67-1467 (466 amino acids)
Biological process (GO): ammonium homeostasis; ammonium transmembrane transport
Cellular component (GO): membrane
Molecular function (GO): ammonium channel activity
Source: RefSeq, a predicted model, not a curated record